UGAUUGGACUGUGCUGGGUCUUCAUUGCUGCUCAAGGAGUUUUCUCUAGUGCCAGCGAGCAGGGGCUCCUCUCUAGCUGUGGUCUGCGGGCUUCUCACUGCAGUGGUUUGUCUUGUUGCUCAGCACGGGCUCCAAGCUUCUGCAGCUGCAGCUCGUGGCCUCUAGAGCACCAGCUCAGUUAGUUGCUGCUCUGAGGCACCUGGGAUCUUCCUGGACUAGAGAACCCGUGUCUCCCUCUCUGGCAGGUGGAUUCUUUACGACUGGGCCACUGGGAAAGGCCUUACAUUCUUUUUUUUUUUUUUUCAAGUCACAUCAGGACUCAGACACAAAAGGCAGAAACCCCAAACCAGCUGGUUUAUUUUUUCCUGAUCAAGAUGAAGGAGAGUUCCAACCAGGAAAUACCUACUCCAGCCUUCUUCCUGCAGUCUGGCGCCAAGGACAUUGCUUGGACAGGCUUGCCAGGUGGCUCAGUGGUAACCAACCUGCCUGCCGAGCAAGAGAUGCAGGCGUCCUGGGUUCGAUCCCUGGGUCGGGAAGAUCCCCGUGGAGGAGGGCACGGCCACCCAGAGCAGUAUUCUUGCCUGGGAAAUCCCAGGGAUGGAGGAGCCUGGUGGGCUGCAGUCUGUGGGGUUGCAGAGACUGGAGUAGGACUGAGUGAGCGCUCACGUUGUUUGCACGCUGGCCCCAUCUGAUCCAAGGACCUACCUCGGGGGCAUCCGGGGCCUCGUCAGACUGAACACGCCUCCAGCCUGCUGCGGGACUGGAACAUCGGAUUCGUCCCGAGUUUGUGUAAACAGGACCGGUAAACCACAACCUGGGUGAGGUCCGAGGAUUCUAGAACCUUCGGGGGAAACGCAGCUUUGCCGGCUGUUGUCGUUCACUCUCUGAGUCAGGUCCGACGCUUGGGACCUCGUGGACUGUAGCCCCGCCAGGCUCCUCCGUCCGUGGGAUUCUCCAGGCGAGAAGACUGCAGACGGUUGCCAUUUCCUCCUCCAGGGGAUCUUCCUGACCCAGGGAUCGAACCUGUGUCUCCUCAUUACCAGGAAAUACAAGGAAAGAGAGGCCAUGUUACGUCUGGAACACUCUUGGAGCUGGCUGGCUCUCGCAGUCGCUGCGCUUCUGGGUGCGAAACCCUCAGCCUGCGGCCCUCCACCUGGUCCCCGGCCAAACAUCCUCCUUCUGAUGGCAGACGAUCUCGGCAUUGGAGAUGUCGGUUGCUACGGCAACACCACCAUCAGGACUCCAAACAUCGACCGCCUUGCGGCGGAUGGCGUGAGGCUCACGCAGCAUCUGGCCGCUGCCCCUGUGUGCACCCCAAGUAGAGCGGCGUUUUUAACGGGCAGAUACCCACUUCGAUCAGGUAUGGUUUCCAGUCAAGGUCUCCGUGUUCUCCGGUGGACAGCGGUCUCUGGAGGACUUCCGCCCAGCGAAAUAACUUUUGCAAAAAUCCUGAAAGCUAAAGGCUAUAUCACCGGACUCAUAGGAAAGUGGCAUCUGGGUCUCAGCUGUGCAUCUCCCAACGACCACUGCCACCACCCGCUCAAUCACGGCUUCGACCAUUUCUACGGAAUGCCAUUCAGCAUGAUGGCAGACUGCGAGCGCUGGCAACUAUCCGAGAAGCGUGCGGUCCUGGAGCGUGGACUCGACGUCUGCUCCCAGCUCGUGGCCUUGGCCACUCUCACACUCACAGUUGGGAAACUCACCCACCUGACACGGGCCGCCUCCUGGACUCUGGUCAUCUGGUCGACCGUCGUGUGCCUCCUGCUCUUCGCCACUUCCUAUUUGGUGGGCGCCCUGAUCAUGCACGCAGACUGCUUUCUGAUGCGGAAUCACUCCAUUGCAGAGCAGCCCAUGCGCUCUCAGAGGACGACGCCACUCAUGCUCCAGGAGGUCUCAUCCUUCGUCAAAAGACACAAGCAAGGACCUUUCCUCCUCUUUGUGUCCUUUCUGCACGUCCACACCCCUCUUGUCACGACGGAGAACUUCCGCGGGAGGAGUCCCCACGGGCUUUACGGGGACAACACGGAAGAGAUGGACUGGAUGGUGGGCCAGAUCCUUGAGACUUUGGAUACAGAAGGGUUGACCAACAGUACCCUUGUUUACUUUACAUCGGAUCAUGGGGGAUCCUUAGAGGCUCAGUUUGGAAACAACCAGUAUGGUGGCUGGAAUGGGAUAUAUAAAGGCGGCAAAGGCAUGGGCGGCUGGGAAGGCGGGAUCCGGGUCCCGGGGAUAUUCCGGUGGCCCGGGGUCCUGCCGGCCGGCCGCGUGAUCCACGAGCCCACCAGCUUGAUGGACAUCUUCCCCACCGUGGUCCACCUCGCAGGAGGCCAGGUGCCUCAGGACAGGGUGGUGGACGGCCGGGACCUGCUGGCCCUGCUCCAGGGGACCGCGCGGCACUCGGACCACGAGUUCCUCAUGCACUACUGCGAGAGCUUUCUGCACGCCGCCCGCUGGCACCAGCGCGACCGAGGCGCAGUGUGGAAAGUCCACUUCACAACUCCCAUCUUCCAGCCAGACGGCGCGGGCGCCUGUUACGGGCAGAUGGUGUGCCCCUGCUCAGGGAACAGGGUGACCCACCACGCCCCACCGUUGCUGUUCGACCUGUCCCGAGACCCUUCCGAGGCCCACGCCCUCACGCCGGACACGGAGCCCUCCUUCCACCGGGUGGUGGAGACCGUGGCCCGGGCCGUGGCAGCCCAUCGCCGGACGCUCAUCCCAGUUCCACUGCAGCUGGACGCGGCAGACAACACGUGGAAGCCGUGGCUGCAGCCGUGCUGUGGUCGGUUUCCCUUCUGCUGGUGCGAUCGCGACGCGGACCCCCGGUAGGAGCCCGCCUGUGAUAACCGGCUCACUGGGGUCAAACAAAUAUAAAACAUAGGUGUGAAGUCAA
Molecule: messenger RNA, 2890 nt
Organism: Bubalus bubalis (water buffalo)
Lineage: Eukaryota; Metazoa; Chordata; Mammalia; Artiodactyla; Bovidae
Gene: ARSL
Product: arylsulfatase L
Exons: 11
Coding region: 1066-2826 (586 amino acids)
Molecular function (GO): arylsulfatase activity
Source: RefSeq, a predicted model, not a curated record